AUGGAUACGGCAAGCACCCUGGCAGGCAUGGGUACCACAACGACGACGACAAAAGCCUCCGAGGCCUUCUCGCACUGGGCGGGGCCGCUUGCGGUCCUCGCAACCAUACCUAGAGUGGGGGAGGGGGAGGGGAACGGCGCGGCGGAGGAGCCGGAGCAGCAGCACCAGCAUGAUGCUGUCUUGGGCGCUGCCUUCCGGGCGGCGGUCGACGCGGCGGUGACCGCUUCGUUGGCGGAGGUGACCGCGACGGCAGAGGCGGCGAAGGAGGCGGCGGUUGCGGUGGCGUUGGCCGCUGUGAAUGAGGAGAAGGAGAAGGAGGAGGGGGAGGGCAAGAAGAAGGAGAAGGGGGAGGUGGAGGGCAAGAAGAAGGAGAAGGAGGCCGAGGAGGAGAAGAAGCGCGAGGAGAAGAGGCGCAAGGAGGAGGAGGAGCGGGAGAGGGAGAGGAAGAAGGAGCUCGAUGACCUCAAAAAGGAGGUCAAGAACCUCAAGGAGGUCUUGGCCGGUGAGAAGGUCUAUGACCUAAUGCCGCCGAUCAAGGAUCAGGUUGAAGAAGGAGGGGUAAGAUGGAUGACAGAAAGAGAAACACCAAAGCUGUGAGGCUAUGUGGAGUGGGGAACUUACUGUGAGAAGUAUAAACCGGUGAAGACUGGGUGGGAAUUGCCCCUAAGGAUACUGUAAUGGGGGGGGGGGGGAACUCAACAAACUAGAAAAACAGAGGCCCGAAAAGAAUAUGACAAAACUACAAGACAGGCAAACAACAAAACAAAACUUACUCCUUCUCGUCCUUCUUCUUCUUCGCGGCCCCCUGGGCCGCCUCCAUCUCCCCCAACUUCUCACACCCCCGCGACACCGAGUCUGCUAGUGACUCGAGGUCGUCCUCCAGAGGUCAAGCACAGAGGUUGAUUCUUCUGCCUUGCCCUUCAUUUUUCUUAAUUCUUCCUGGUUUUCACUUCGUCCCCUGGUCUGCUCAAGUGCGUUUGUUACCUCCCCCCUUUUC
Messenger RNA from Diaporthe batatas, 997 nucleotides. RefSeq lists its product as uncharacterized. The transcript has 2 exons. Lineage: Eukaryota; Fungi; Ascomycota; Sordariomycetes; Diaporthales; Diaporthaceae. The record is from RefSeq and is a predicted model, not a curated record. The coding region runs from base 1 to 597 and encodes 198 amino acids.